Molecule: messenger RNA, 9788 nt
Organism: Myodes glareolus (Bank vole)
Lineage: Eukaryota; Metazoa; Chordata; Mammalia; Rodentia; Cricetidae
Source: RefSeq, a predicted model, not a curated record
UCUAGGGUCAGAAUCAAUUUGGAGUCUCUGGCUUCCAGGUCAGAAUUCUACAUUAUUGGCAGGUGUUCUGUCCUGUGUGUUCAAAAGAACAGUUAAAAUUACUUUGUAAUUGCCCGCCCACGUUUAUGGAGGUUAAAAAUCUGUAAGAGCCUGAUUUUAGAAUUCACCAGCUCCUCAGAAGUUUGGCGAAAUAUGAAUUAUUAAGCCUCCGUUCAGAUCACGUUAGCAACUAGACUGGUGUGACAACCUGUUUUUAAUCAGUGACUCAGAGCUGUUACCACCCUGAUGUCCCCGAAUGGCCACAGCUUGUAAAAGAUCACCAGGAGAAUCCCGGCCUGAGGACAUUGAAGCUAGCCGAAUGAAGCGAGCAGCUGCAAAGCAUCUAAUAGAACGCUACUACCACCAAUUAACCGAAGGCUGUGGAAAUGAGGCCUGCACGAAUGAGUUUUGUGCUUCCUGUCCAACUUUUCUUCGUAUGGAUAACAAUGCAGCAGCUAUUAAAGCCCUUGAGCUUUAUAAAAUUAAUGCAAAACUCUGUGAUCCUCAUCCUUCCAAGAAAGGAGCAAGCUCAGCUUACCUUGAGAACUCAAAAGGUACACCUAACAACUCAGAGGUAAAACUGAACAAGGACGGAAAAGGAGCUAAACCUGAUUUUAAAGAUGUGAAUUACCUAACUGAAGAGAUUGUAUAUGAAAUUCUGGAAGUGUGUAGAGAGAGUGAGGAUUACUCCCCUUUAAUUCGCGUAAUUGGAAAAAUUUUUUCUAGUGCUGAGGCAUUGGUUAUGAGCUUUCGGAAAGUCAAACAACACACUAAGGAGGAAUUGAAAUCUCUACAAGAAAAGGAUGAAGACAAGGAUGAAGAUGAAAAGGAAAAGGCUGCAUGUUCUGCUGUUGCUGCUGCUGCUGCUGCCGCUGCUGCUGCUGCUGCUGCCGCUGCUGCUGCUAUGGAAGAAGACUCAGAAGCAUCUUCUUCCCGGAUGGUUGAUAGCUCACAGGGAGACAACAAUGCACAGAAAUUAGGUCCUGAUGAAGUGACUGUGGAUGUUGAUGCUAUUAGAAGGGUCUACGCCAGUUUGCUCUCUAAUGAAAAACUAGAAACUGCCUUUCUUAAUGCAAUUGUAUAUCUGUCACCUAAUGUGGAAUGUGACUUGCUGUAUCAUAGUGUGUAUGCUCGAGAUCCUAAUUAUCUCAAUUUGUUCAUUAUUGUAAUGGAGAAUAGAAACCUCCACAGUCCUGAAUAUCUGGAAAUGGCCCUGCCAUUAUUUUGCAAAGCUAUGAGUAAGCUACCCCUUGAAGCUCAAGGAAAACUGAUUAGACUUUGGUCUAAAUACAGUGCAGACCAGAUUCGGAGAAUGAUGGAAACAUUUCAGCAACUAAUUACUUACAAAGUCAUAAGCAAUGAAUUUAAUAGCCGAAAUCUAGUGAAUGAUGAUGAUGCCAUUGUUGCUGCUUCAAAGUGUUUGAAAAUGGUCUACUAUGCAAAUGUAGUAGGAGGGGAAGUGGACACAAAUCACAAUGAGGAAGAUGAUGAAGAGCCCAUACCUGAUUCCAGUGAGUUGACCCUGCAGGAGCUUUUGGGAGAGGACAGAAGAAAUAAGAAAGGUCCUCGAGUGGACCCAAUAGAAACUGAACUUGGUGUUAAAACUCUAGAUUGUCGAAAACCACUUAUCUCCUUUGAAGAAUUCAUUAAUGAACCAUUGAAUGAUGUUCUAGAAAUGGAUAAAGAUUAUACCUUUUUCAAAGUUGAAACAGAGAACAAAUUCUCUUUUAUGACAUGUCCCUUUAUUUUGAAUGCUGUCACAAAGAAUUUGGGAUUAUAUUAUGACAAUAGAAUUCGCAUGUACAGUGAACGAAGAAUCACUGUUCUCUACAGUCUAGUUCAAGGACAGCAGUUGAAUCCGUAUUUGAGACUCAAAGUCAGACGUGACCAUAUCAUAGAUGAUGCACUUGUCCGGCUAGAGAUGAUUGCUAUGGAGAAUCCUGCAGACUUGAAGAAGCAAUUGUAUGUGGAAUUUGAAGGAGAACAAGGAGUGGAUGAGGGAGGUGUUUCCAAAGAAUUUUUUCAGUUGGUCGUGGAAGAAAUCUUUAAUCCAGAUAUUGGUAUGUUCACAUAUGAUGAAGCUACAAAAUUGUUUUGGUUUAAUCCAUCUUCCUUUGAAACCGAGGGCCAGUUCACGCUGAUUGGCAUAGUCCUCGGACUGGCUAUUUAUAAUAAUUGUAUACUGGAUGUCCAUUUUCCCAUGGUUGUCUACAGGAAGCUAAUGGGAAAAAAAGGAACCUUUUGUGACUUGGGAGACUCUCACCCAGUUUUAUAUCAGAGUUUAAAGGAUUUAUUGGAAUAUGAAGGGAAUGUGGAAGAUGAUAUGAUGAUCACUUUCCAGAUAUCACAGACAGAUCUUUUCGGUAACCCAAUGAUGUAUGAUCUAAAGGAAAAUGGUGAUAAAAUCCCUAUUACAAAUGAAAACAGGAAGGAAUUUGUCAAUCUUUAUGCAGACUACAUUCUGAAUAAAUCAGUAGAAAAACAGUUCAAGGCGUUUCGCAGAGGUUUCCAUAUGGUGACUAAUGAAUCUCCCUUAAAAUACUUAUUCAGGCCAGAGGAGAUUGAAUUGCUUAUAUGUGGAAGCCGGAAUCUAGAUUUCCAGGCCUUGGAAGAGACUACAGAGUAUGAUGGUGGCUAUACCAGAGAAACUGUUGUGAUUAGGGAGUUCUGGGAAGUUGUUCAUUCAUUUACAAAUGAACAGAAAAGACUCUUCUUGCAGUUUACAACGGGCACAGACAGAGCACCUGUCGGAGGACUGGGAAAAUUGAAGAUGAUUAUAGCCAAAAAUGGCCCAGAUACAGAAAGGUUACCUACAUCUCAUACUUGCUUUAAUGUCCUUUUACUUCCGGAAUAUUCAAGCAAAGAAAAACUUAAAGAAAGAUUGUUGAAGGCCAUCACAUAUGCCAAAGGAUUUGGCAUGCUGUAAACAAAACAAAAACAAAAAAGAAAAAAACCGAAAAACGUUACAAAACUUAGUAAAUAUAAUAAGAGGGAUAAUUUGGUGGUGAUAGUGUCCCAGUACAGAAAGGCUGUAAGAUAGUGAACCACAGUAGUCAUCGAUGUCUGUGCCUCCCUUCUUUAUUGGGGACAUUGUGGGCUGGAACAGCAGAUUUCAGCUACAUAUAUGAACAAAUCCUUUAUUAUUAUUAUAAUUAUUUUUUUGCGUGAAAGUGUUACAUAUUCUUUCACUUGUAUGUACAGAGAGGUUUUUCUGAAUAUUUAUUUUAAGGGUGAAAUCACUUUCGCUUGUGUUUAUUACUGCUUGAGGUUGAGCCUUUUUGAGUAUUUAAAAUAUAUAUACCAACGAAACUACUCUCGCAAGGAAAACAUUGCCACCAUUUGUAGACCAUGUAAUCUUCAAGUAUGUGGGUUUUUUUUGUUUGUUUGAUUUUUUUUUGUUUCUUUUUUUUGUUUUUUGGGUUUUUUUUUGUUUGUUUGUUUCUUUUCCCCCUGUAUCUAGCUCAAAUCAGGACCUUCUUUUUUCCCCCCCUCCUAUCAAUUUGCUUUUGAAACUUGAAGUCUUGGAAACAGUGUGGUGCAAGUACUGCUGUUCUAGCCCCCAAAGAGUUUUCUGUACAACAUUGUGAGAAUCAAUAAAGAUGGAAGGGAGAACUUGGAAUGUUUGAACCACAGCCCUCAGAACUUGACUUUAGUAACAGCACAGCAAAUUAAACAACUCAUGCCACAGUGUGUUGUCUUCAUGUGUCUGCAGUGAACGGUUCCAGUAGCCAGUCCUCUUAGUAUCUGAAAGGACAGGGUUUUUUUGUUUGUUUGUUUUUGUUGUUUUAUGUUUACUGGGGAAAGUGCAUUUGGCCAAAUGAUAGGGUAGUCAAGCCUAUUGCAACAAAAUUAGCAAGUUUGUUGUAUAAACAAGCAUGUAAAAGUGCACUUAAAAUGAAUCUUUAUUAUUACCUAGAUUUUAAAUAGACAAUCCAAAGUCUCCCCUUCUGUUGCCAUCAUCUUGUUUAAUCAGCUAUUUUCCAAGGCACUCGAUCAGUGUUGCAGCAUAACAGAAAGGAUGGCUACUGUGCCUUGUGUUCCUUAGUCACACAGUAAGCAGGCCUGCAAAUGAAUGGAACUAUUACUCCUGAAAAUUACAUUGUAUAUCCCCCAAAUUAAAUUUUACUUCAAAAGUGUUAAAUAUUUCGUGUGCUAUAGAAAAGAACAAAUAGGCUUCAAUUACUGGAUAUUUAAUGUAGUUUCCCAUUCGUAGUCUUCUAUGUCUGUGAUGUUAAUUUCUCUUGUUGCAUAAUGAAAUAAAAGAAUUAUGUAUUUUUAACUAAGGAGAGACAUACUGGUAUAUCAUUUUACUACAAGCUACAGCUAAUUUGUUGAGCUUGUGCCUUGAUUAUUUUAACAGUUAGUACAAAAUCAACCUUAUAUUUUAAAAUUAGGGGAAAAUGUAGCUUUCAAAUCAUUGAAAGUGGGGAAAAGAUGUCUUUCAGGAUUUUUUUCAUUCUUGUAGUAAUUGAAACAGAAGUAUUAUUUACUGUAAUGAUAAAUAAAGCAGUGGCUUAAAAAAACAAACUAUACCUUAAUGGGGAAGAAAAAAGAACACAGUGCUUUCCAAUUGUAAUAUUUUAAUGUGGGUUUAUCCUGGGCUAGCCUUUAGAACACUGUUGUGGUAUGUAUGCUACCUUGACAAUAGGACCCCUAAAUGUGACUCUAGUCAUCUUAAAGGGCCUCUCAUCCACUUUGCUUCUUAUGUAUUAUGAAAUUGCUAAGAAGACAAAUUAAGUGGGUACAUUUUAUAAAAUAAAUUUGUGAAGAAAUUUGUGUUCUUCAGUUCUCAAGUUUUAUUAUCACUACAGUAUUGAAGUAGUUGUGAUACUAUACUUGUGUGAAAGUUUCAAGUGAUAAUAUAGAUUAUCAGACAGAAGUAACAUCAUUAUAUUUAAUAGAAAGUGAGAAAAAACCUAAAAGAGUUUUAAGAGGAUAGAAUAAACUCAUUUGUUUCUCAAUUAGUUUUUUCUCAGCAUGUUACCACGUUAUUAUGGCUACCUUUUCCUUAUUGCUUUCUUAGACUGGCAAGGAACAGUAUCUUAGGAGUAAAAAAAAAAAUACCUUUUAUUGUUGUCAAAUGUUUCAAAGUUACAGCAUAAAAGCACAGCCUGCAGCAAAACUUUUCUGGAGAUUUGGCAGCUGCAGCAAAUUAAUUGAGUGUCUGAUUGUAUAUAUUGUGGUCUAUAGUUAAUUGUGUGAUCAAGUCCAGUUACAGUUACCUUAGCUUUAUUUGGAGAUACAUCCCUGUAUAGGAAAGGUAUAUGUCAGAAGAAACCUAUAAAUGAGGCUCCGGAGAACAUGUUCAUGGUAUCAUGUGGCACAUGCUUAUGACUAGGCAGCAUCACUGUUUCUAUAAGGUGGCUAUGCUGAAACUUAAACCUGUCUUCAGGAUUUUUUUUCUCAAGAAUCCACAUAAUCUACUAGAAGUGUUUUUCUGAGGCUACUCUGUAUCUUUACCCUUCCUCCUCUUCCCAGGACCACCAGAGUAAAAUAAUAAUAAUAAUAAUAAUAAUAGUAGCAACUGUCACUUGUUGCUUCUCUUAUCUUUUUUCCUCUUAUUCCAUGUUAGGACUAUAAAACAAUCCCUGGUAUUUGGUGGGGAAGGUGUUUAGAUAGAGGCUCCCCUUUUUUUCUUUCUACAUUCAAAUCAGUAAAUUGACUUUGCUAACAGUUACAAGAAGUUUUAGUUACAUGUAUGUACUACAUUUCACUUUGUGAAGGCUCCUAAUCGAGUAAUAUUUCACUGAAAGUGUACUUUGAAUGUACUUUGCAACAAUACUAGUAAUCUCCUAUUUUCCAUAUGGAGAACUCUUGUUUUUAAUCCUUGAUAUCACUGCAGCAUUGGGCUACUACUUCCUGAACAGCUCAUUUUUCCAUCCCAACUCAUCUACACUGUGUGUGAAUACUCUUCUGAUUGUACCUAUAAGUACUUGUCUUAACUUUUUGGUCAACCUCAGUAAUUCCCCAAAAUUCUUCUCUAGCAGCUUAUCUUAUCGGACUUCUAUUUCCAAGAUGUCUUCAUGGUAUCUCAAAGUCAGUACAGUACCUAUUAAAAUUCUUACUCUUGUAUUUUCUAGCCAUUAUUUUUUUGCUUGUGGGGACUGAUGAAAUGGCCUAGUGGGCAAAAUUUUCCACACAAAAUUUGAUGACCUGAAUAGUCUCCCCAGACCCCACAUACACAUGGAAGGAAUGAGGAGCUUCAUAGCAUUAUCCUGACCUUUACACGUGUGUUAUGACUUUUGCUGCCCUCCUCCCACUUUAUCGUACGUAUCAGAAUAAUACAUUACGUUUAUUUUGUCUCACCUUUAAUGCAGUUACUGACAUUUUUCAUCCCUAAAGUUGUCAGCUCUUUUCUCUCAAACCUAUUCUGUUCAAUUUUACUUUAUUUCAGGCCCUAAUCCCUUGGUGCAAGUUAUCUUCCCUGACUCUUAAUUACUUCUAAUUCUUUUCAUUCUCCUAAAGCAGUUUUUCUUAUUUAAUGUAAUAACUUCCCCUUUGGAUAAGUCUUGCCCCAUACAGAGGGAUUUCUGUGUAAUUUCCUAGUGCAGACUGUUAACCAGCACCCAUCUACAUCCCUACUUAGCAUUGUUACUUAGACUUUGUACAACUCACAUAUUCUUCAAGUUGAAUAUUCAGAGUAUCAUGUUCAUAAAGACUUCUGUUCCCACAGUAUACCUUCAUACCCACGGUACACAGCCUGGUGGAUUACAUUUACUGGAACAGUUGAGACUUUCAGAAGUGACUACUGUUCUCUUAUGGGUUUGCUUUGAUUUUUGAAUCUUUCUAUUUUUUUUAACAUUGUCUUGCGUGGAGUCUAAAUAAAAAGUCACAGUGGAAAUUGGUCCAUAAUGAUUUUUCUGUCUUUCAGGCAGUAGGUACAGAAGAGACAGAAGGAUCUAUUGAAAGAAUAGGUGGUUAUGUUGAAACUUAAACCUGUUUUCAAGAAUUUUUCUAAAGAAGUGUUUUUCUGAGGCUGCUGUUUGUGAUGUUCGAUCCUUUAGUUGCUUAUUUUAAGACUAUCUUUACUCUCUCUACCCUUCCCAGGACCACCAGAGUACAAUAAUACUAAUAGCAACUUUCACUUGCUGCUUCUCUUCUCAUAUUCUGUUGGUCACUAUAGAAGAUAGAUCUGGACUCACUGAAUCAUAUUAGCCUAUGGAAAAGGAAGUCAGAGAGUUGGAAAGCAUUAGCUUGUUUGAAAGCAAGAGUUUUUGUGACUCUCUACUUUCUACCUUCUGUUGUACUCUAGCAAUCAGUAACCACCUUAUUUAUGCCAUCCACAAACUUCCCUUUAUUCCAGCACUGAUAGCAGCUGGCACCUUUAGUCAUUCUGCUAUUACUCGCCCCUCAGAUUUUCACAGAGGAAUCCUCCAGAUGCUGUUCUAUGUAAAUGGGAGUCAUAUUUAACAUUUUUUUAUACUUUGUAAGUCAAAUUCCUAUAAAUUCUGGAGAGAACUCUCAGUGACUGCUGAGUACCCGGGUUCAUGCGCCUUCAUUUCACAAAAUAAGUCAGUCACUGUUACUUGAGAAAUUAUACACCUUACCAAAAGUCCUAUAGCCAGGAAAAUGAAUGACUAAAUUAUUUUCUUCUUUUCAUCUUCCCCUUGCAAAAAAAAAAAGCAUCAAGUUAAGUGUCUUAGGCUGAUAUGCAUGGGACCUAAGAUCGUUAUCCUAAUUAUUUUUCAUUCUUCAGAAAUCUAUAGAAAAUGAUGUGGACAGUGUAUGGAAAAUAGUACAGAGGGGUUGAGAUUGUAACUGUCAUUCAAAUGACUCCAGAGUUUAGUUUUGAUCCUGCCAUUCUUUUGACUUGGAUUUUACCCAGUCCUACCUUAUUGUGUGAUUUUAAUGAAAUUACCAUACAGAUGCUAGAUAACAUCUUGGAAGACAUCCUGAGAGGAGUUCUCCCAACAGUUGCUUAAUUAACUAAAAGAAAAACAUCAAGAGAUUGGAAUUGUCUGUAAUAAAGAUUUAUUUUGGAAGAGUUGACCUUAUCCACCUUUAAAUGGAAGAGAUUUGCUUUCACUUAACUUUGUUUGAGAUACAAUUCACGUAAUAUAAAUUCACCCCUUUAAAAAGUGUAAAAUUUGUGGUUAUAGUCUAUUCACAGAGUUGUGAAGUUGUCAUUAUAUAUAAUUCCAGAGCAUUUUCAUCACUGUAAAAAGUUUUCUGUACCCAUUAGGUGUGACCGCCUGUUCCUAACACCCAGCCCCUGGCAACUACUUAUCUACAUAUGCCUAUGAAUUUGUCUAUUUUGGACAUUUCAUGUUAAUGGAGUCAUAUGAUAUGUGGCCUUUUUUGUCUGUUCCCCAACCGCCCCUAAAGAAAUGAGUUCAAAGUACAUCCUUGUAGCAUGUAUCAGAACUGUUUUCUUUUGUGGCCGAAUAUGUCAUUAUGUUGAUAUAAUGUAUUUUUUUGCUUGUCUAUUUGGUUGUUGAUAUUGUAUUGUUUCUGCUUUUUGCAUAUUAUGAAUACUAUAACUAUGAACACUUUGUGUACAAGUUAAGUUUUCAUUUCUCAUAUUUCUCAUGUCCUGUAAGCAUCUUAUGAUUUUAGUUCUUAAAUUUCGGUCUCUGAUCCAUUUUUGCAUGUGGUGCAUUGUAGGGAUCCAGUUUCAUUCUUUAAUAUGUAACUAUCAAGCACAUAAAUAAUUGUUAUAUAGACUAAUAAUUAUCUCUUUAUAAGUAGGCUUGACAUCCUUGUGACAAACAAAACAGAUUCCCGGACACACACACACAAGUGAGUGUAAAAAUGGACUCCUUGACUUUAAUCCAUUGUUUUAUGUGUUCUUAAGCCAGUACCACAUUGUCUUAUUGUAACUCUUUAGUAGGUUUUGAAUUUAGGAUGUACGUGUCCACCAAUUUUGUUCUACUUCAAGAUCAUUUUACCUAUUCUGGGUCCCUUGCAUCUCACAUGAAUUUUAGGAUCAAUUUGUUAAUUUCUGCGUAACAAGCACCUGUGAUUUUGAUAGUUUUUGUGUUGAUUCAAUACAUCAGAUUGAAGUAUGUUGGUAUUUUAACAGUAUUAAAUUUUCUAAUCCAUAAACAUGGAGUGUCUUUCCAUUUAUUUAGGUCUGUAAUUUCUUUCAGUGCUAUUUUAUAGAUUUUAGUGUAUACAUCUUGAAUUUAUUACAUUAAAUGUUUCUCAAAGGUAGUUUUCUUGACACUAUUACCAACAGUUGUUUCUUUUGGAUUAUUCAUUGCUAGCAUCUAGAAAGGAUCGAAUUUUGUGUAUUGACCUUGUAUACUACAGCUAUUCUUAGCUGAUUCUGUUUUUAAUUUUUUUCCUGUAUACAAGAUUGUGCAUCUGUCAAUAUAAAUACUUUUUCUUCCUUUCAAAUCUGGAUUCCUUUUAUUUGAUUUUCCUGCCUUAGUUCCCUGGCUAGCACGCCCAGUAUAAUAAUAAAUAGAAGUGGUAAGAGUGAACAUCUUUUUCUUGUUCCUGAUUUUAUGGGAAAAGUAUUAGGUCUUUCACCAUUAAAUAUGAUUUUAGCUGUGGGUUUUUCAUAGAUGCUGCAAGUUGAGGAAAUUUCCAUCUAUUCCUACUUUAUUGAGUGUUUUUUAUCAAAAAAAAUACUGAAUUUUGUCAAAUGCUUCUGUAUCUAUUAAGGUUGUCAUGUAGUUUUUGUCCUUUAUUCUCUUGAUAUGUUGUAUUACAUUGAUGGAUUUUUUUGUAUAUUGAACAAACCUUGCAUUCCUGGAAUAACCCCACUUGUCUAUGCUACAUAAAUCAUUUUCUAUGCUGCUGGA